Sesamum indicum (sesame) is the source of this 1982-nucleotide messenger RNA. RefSeq names its product protein DETOXIFICATION 14. NCBI's taxonomy places the organism in Eukaryota, Viridiplantae, Streptophyta, Magnoliopsida, Lamiales, Pedaliaceae. Gene Ontology annotation, molecular function: antiporter activity; xenobiotic transmembrane transporter activity. Gene Ontology annotation, cellular component: membrane. The record is from RefSeq and is a predicted model, not a curated record. Gene Ontology annotation, biological process: xenobiotic detoxification by transmembrane export across the plasma membrane.
UAAAGUGGGUCAUCCACAUCAAACCAGUGAAUCCCGCAGAACGUAAUUUCUUUUCCUCUAACCCAAAAAGUUCGGAACGGCAACAGAGAUUCUUUGAUGGUACGUUGGUCUUAACAACAACAGAUAUUCUUUGUCCACCAUUUUCAAUGUCAUCGUUGACGUUGUUUGAUGAGAAGCCUGUACAAACGACGGAAGUGGGAGCCCGCAUCUUGAAGCAUUGAUCCAGGAAGAAAAUCGUCGUGGAAAAUCAAUUCUUGCAAUCACGUACGUCAAGAUUCUGUCUUUCUGAGUUCCUCCAAGAAUGGAGGUGGAAGCGCUGGUGAAAAAGGAAAAUCCCGGUAGCAAAAGCGGGUUUACGAGAUGGGACGCAUUUGCCCUGGAGCUGAGCCGUGUGAAUUGGAUUGCUUUGCCGAUGAUAGUGGCAACGGUGUCCCAGUACCUGCUGCGGGUUUCGCCCAUGUUUAUGUUGGGCCAUUUGAAUGAACUCUCUUUGUCAAGUGCCUCCAUCGCCACCUCUCUUUGCAAUGUUACGGGAUUCAGUGUACUGUUUGGAAUGGCUAGUGCUUUGGAAACGCUAUGCGGGCAGGCAUAUGGAGCAGAGCAAUACAAAAAAGUCGGAACUUACAGUAUUGGGGCCAUUUUUUGUCUCUUCGUGGUAUGCAUACCGUUGUCUCUUCUGUUUAUGUUGACAGAGAAGCUGUUAGUAUUAAUGGGCCAAGAUCCUUUAAUAGCAGCUGAAGCAGGGAAAUUUGCGAUUCUGCUCAUCCCCACGCUGUUCCCCUACGCCAUUCUCCAGUGUCUUGUUCGUUAUUUGCAGUGUCAGAGUUUGAUCCUUCCCAUGGUUUGGAGUUCAUUGGUGUCUCUGGGCUUCCAGUUAUUCCUCUGUUGGGCUUUCAUAUUCAAGUUUGAACUUGGAAAUGCUGGAGCAGCACUCUCCAUAGGAGUAGCGUAUUGGUUUAACGUCAUUUUGCUUCUGCUCUAUGUUAAGUAUUCUCCUGCCUGUGACAGAACCCAUGCUUCAUUUUCAAUGGAGACUCUGAGGGAGUUCUUUCAGCUUGCUAUACCGUCUUCUGCAAUGGUCUGUCUGGAGUGGUGGUCGUUCGAGCUGAUACUAUUGCUGUCUGGAGUGUUGCCAAAUCCACAAUUAGAGACAUCGGUUUUCUCUAUAUGCUUUACGAUUUCUUAUUUGCAUGGUCUGAUACCGUAUUCUUUUGGUGCUGCUGCAAGCACUCUGAUCUCCAACGAGCUGGGAGCAGGGAAACCAGAAGCAGCCCAGGUUACUCUCUACACUGUUCUCGCUCUGUCAAUUGCAGAGUUCCUGGUAGCCAGCUUUGGUCUCGUUAUUUGCAGUCCUAUAUUGGGAUAUGCAUUUAGCGAGGAAAAAGAAGUUGUCGAUUAUGUCAAGAAAAUGGCUCCUUUCCUCAGUGUCUUGCUUACCAUGGAUGGCUUACAGGAAGUAUUUUCAGGGGUAGCCAGAGGUAGUGGGUGGCAGUAUAUAGGAGCUUACGUGAAUCUUGGAGCAUAUUAUCUGGUGGGAGUGCCGGUGGCCUUAUUGAUGGCGUUUGUUGCAGACCUGAAAGGAGCAGGCCUUUGGUGUGGACUUAUAGUGGGAGCAACAGUACAAUCUAUCGCGCUUUCAUUCAUAACAGGUUUCACAAACUGGGAAAAACAGGCAAUGGUGGCACGACAGAGGAUCUAUUCUGGGCAAAUUCCCAACUAAAACGAGUCCAUUGGGUAGCCUGUGAAUUGGUAGAGACGUGUGAAUAGACAUGGUGCAAGAAAGGACUGUGCCUUCAAUGGGAAUGAGACGUUUGCAGUACAUAGGCACUGAAACCGGCCAGUGGGGGGUGGGUGCCGGUGGUAGUGGCGGGGGCCGCGGCAGGGAAAGUUAUGAAAGUAAACUUGUUUUGUUGAUUGUAUCAUGGAGUUGAGCUUGUACAGCGCGGGGGGAACUGUUACGUAUACAGAAGAAAGCUUGUAAA